Molecule: messenger RNA, 2075 nt
Organism: Cyprinus carpio (common carp)
Lineage: Eukaryota; Metazoa; Chordata; Actinopteri; Cypriniformes; Cyprinidae
Product: type-1 angiotensin II receptor A
Biological process (GO): phospholipase C-activating G protein-coupled receptor signaling pathway; positive regulation of Rho protein signal transduction
Cellular component (GO): membrane
Molecular function (GO): G protein-coupled receptor activity
Source: RefSeq, a predicted model, not a curated record
AAAAAUUGAAUGAAGAAAAGUGAGAUGUAAAUGAACAUGCUUAAGUUCAUAAAGCAUAUUUUACUCACUAAAGCAUAUUUUAUUCACAUAAAUAAAGACAACAGUUUGUUUGUUACUCCAACAAGGUUGUUGGAAGAUAUUGAAACAAAACUGGGUAAUUGGACAUUACUAUCAGAAAAUCCCAGCGAUCUUAAAAUAACCAUAUGGUCACUAUUACAUACUUCAGCUUAAGGUGCUUUUGGGAAAUGUAGCUCAUCAGUUGGACACUAUUAACAAGUUGUCCAAAAAAAUAGAAGCGUUUUAUUUGACAUUUGAUAGAGACUUUAGACAAUUACAGAAGCAGUUAAUUAUCAACUCAUGGUCUUUACCUCGCACGUAACUCCCAAGAGCAAAUACGUAUGUACCUCAGGGAGGGAUCAGGGCUCAUAUACAGCAGUUGACAAAUAGGUCUAGUCCAACAUUUUUCAGCUUUCUCGAGGUAAGAUCCAUCUAUUUAAUGCAUAUUUUGCUUAAUUUGUUGAAAGAGAUGAGACUUAAUUCUGAUUAAGUUUAGCAUCCAGACCAAAGUGGUUCUGGGAAGCUAAGAAUAAUAAUUUACAAGAGGUAGGCUACUAAUUUAGCUCUUUUCUCUUAAAAAGAAUAUAGACCACGCAUAAGAAAUGUCGGCAGGAAACAACAGUUCUUAUUGGGCUUGGAACUGCACCUACCCCAGUGAUUUGGCCCUUCCGUUGGUUCCCUACAUGGACUGUCCCUCCAACCGAAUGUACGCCUCCAACUUCAUACCUCUUGUCUUUUACAUACUUUCCAUCCUUGGAACAAUUGGAAACCUCUGGAGCCUGUGGGCUUGCCUGCGUCCAUCCCAACCUUGGAGUAUCGGGUCCAUAGGUGUACUGAACCUGGCUCUAUGUGACCUUGCUUAUCUGGCGUCUAUGGGACCCUGGGCUGUCUACAUUAGCUCCGACUACCACUGGAAAAUUGGCCAUUCGCUCUGCGUGGUGGUGAAAAUCCUGUACUUCGGCGGGUUGACGUCUAGUACCAUGUUCAUCUGCGCCAUCAGCACUGACCGCUUCCUUGCAAUCGUCUUCCCUUUGGAGUCCCGGAUGAUCCGGACCCCUCGGAACAGCGCACUGGUUUCGGUUCUACUCUGGGCCAUCACCGGCCUCUUCAUCUACUUCAGUUAUCCUAACAUUCUCUACUGGGUCAGGAAGGAUGGCAUCCAUGUGUGUGGAGCAGUGGUGAUCUCCAGGUUCAGGACCACUGAAGCAACCUACAAUCUUCUGUCCUAUUACUCCAUUCAGGUUUCUGUCCCAUUGCUCCUCAUCAUUCCCUCCUAUGUGAAGAUCAUUUCCCGGAUGAAGCAGUCACGGCAACAGUGGGGCCCAGGCAACAUGCAAGGCCUGGACAAGACCAUCUGGCUGAUUGCUGUUUUCAUUGCAAACUUCCUGGUUUGUUGGGUGCCAGGGCAGCUGCUUCACAUCAUCGCCUGUAUCAUUUUCUUCAGUUUGGAUCACUGCAAAAACGCUUGCUGGGUUGCAUGGGUGGUCAACCUGCUCUCUGAAGCCUCCCAGAUACUGUACUGUCUCAAUGCAUGUCUUGAUCCUUUAAUUUUCCACAUGCAGCAAGGACACUGUGAACUGGUUGUGUUGGCAAACUGGGUUAGAAAGGUCUUACAGGUAGGUAAGAAACGAGAUUCGGAAGGGCCUUCAGAGGAACCUCCCAGUGUGAUCCAACUUCAUGGUGGUUCCAAAGACAGAAUGUGCAAAACUCAAAAUAAUAAAAACAUGAAAAAAUGAAAUUUUAAAAGACCUCCCACACUUGUCUAGUUGCACAAUGGCGAGUUGAUGUAUCUAAUAUUUUAAUAUUCUUGUGCUUGUGUUUUCAUGCUUUGUGUAUGUAUAAUUUCCUAUAUUGUAACCAUUGAUGUAAGAUUUUACUGAUAUAGUUGUUUGUUAUAGAUAAAAGGUGCAUCUUGUAUCUGUGUAUGUCUGACUCCCUGUUUCAAAUGUCAAAUGAGUUCUAUCUAAAUUUCAAUUGCUCUAAUGCUUGCUGAAUGAAAACAAAGACAUAGUAAUCCU